AUGGACGUCCAGAAGGCGGGGCGGCCCCACGGCCCCCACUCCUCAGCCCACCAGCCGCACCUGGGCAGCCUGAGCCCCUUCCUCCUCACCUGCACCGCCUACUUCCUCCUCUGGAUCCCCGAGGACCCGCCGUCCUGGGUGGGCGCCCUGGUCAAGUGCCUGCCGGUGCUGAGCCUGGUGGGGCUCCUGCGGGCAAACCCCGGCCCCGGCCCCGGCUCCAGGAGCUACAGCCUUCGUCUGCAGGCGGCCCUGCUCUUCUCGGCCCUCGGGGACGCCUUCCUCAUCUGGCCCGACCUCUUCCUCCAUGGCGCCAUGGCCUUCGGCGUGGCCCAGCUGCUGUACACCAGCACCUUCGGCUUCAGCCCGCUGCGGCCCGGCCUCCUGGUACCCGUCGCCCUGGCCUCGCUCCCGUACUCCGGCCUCCUGCUGCGGCACCUCCCGCCCGACCUGGUCCUGCCCCUGUCGGCCUACGCCCUGGCCCUGUCCGCCAUGCUGUGGCGCGGCCUGGCCAGGGGCGGCAGCGCCCGCUGGGGCGCCCUGCUCUUCGCCGCCUCCGACUGCCUGCUGUCCUGGCACACCUUCGUCCGGCCGCUGGCCCACGGCCGCCUGCUGAUCAUGGCCACCUACUACGCCGCCCAGCUGCUCAUCGCCCUGUCCGCCCUCCAGAGCCCCAAGCUCAAGACCCACUGA
Molecule: messenger RNA, 690 nt
Organism: Pipistrellus nathusii (Nathusius's pipistrelle)
Lineage: Eukaryota; Metazoa; Chordata; Mammalia; Chiroptera; Vespertilionidae
Source: the annotation of a GenBank genome assembly